CGGGAAAAAUUGGCUUCCAAGAUGGAGGACAGCACAGAUCUAUUGCUUUCCUCGACGAUUUCGUUUGAACAACGGUUUAACUGCUUGAUAUGCUGGACUCCGAAUCUACGAAUGAUAUACGGUUCUUGCCAGCAUCGUUUGUGCGAGAAUUGCUUGUAUGACAAAAAUGGUAACAGGAGAACUGGGCUGGAAAGAUGCCCCACUUGCCAAAGAGAAAAUGCUUUUCUCGAGACACGACCAGACAUACCCGAGGACAAUAUGGAAAUUCAAGUUCACUUAGGUGUCAGGAAAUGCCCUAAUAGUCGCUGCAAGUUGCAAAUGUGGCACUGGGAACUACCAGAUCAUUUGCAAAACUGUCCACGGUCCACACCAAAGAAAAGGAAAAGUUCUGGUGAUCAAGUGAGUGGCACAGAAAUGAAAAAGCCUAUGACGCGGAGAAGUCAAACAAAUAAACAAGUAGAACUUCUAUCUGAUAAAACAGGAAGGAGAACAGAGACAAGUAGUGGGUCCAACAGACACAAUCUGCGGCCAAGAAAGGAGAAGAAUAGAAGUUAUACAACAUAGAGGUGAUCGGAUGAGUUUGAACAAUCACAACAUAUCCAAGACGUGAAUAUUACUGUACAUCAAUGUAUUACACUGUAAAUAAUUAUUUAGAAUGUUAUUAUUUACCCUGGCUAGAUAUCACAUGUAUGCACUGUACAGCUGUAUUGUGUGUACUAAAAACCCCAAUUGCUUUCUGUAAAGAUCAUUCAAAAACUACACCCAAUAAUAUUUUUGAGGUCAAUUUGUUAGUGAUUUACACAUAGAGUGUGCUGAUUAUCAUAGGAAGGAGCUCUAACAUUAGUUGGGCAUUAAGACAAUUUAUUAGCUUGAUUAUAUCGCCAGUCAUGUGCAUUUCCUAUCAUUUCAGUAGUGAAAGAAUGCAAAACAUCAGUUGUAAUGUUGAACCUUACUCUUAUUGCCUUUAUUCUUGCAAAUAUUUGUCGUUUACAUUGACCACAAUUUCUUUGCGAAAACUGAUAACAUCUUUCCCAGUACUACAUGUAAGUAACCACCUUUUUUACAAAAUCAAAGUACAGUACAUAUGUUUCAAAGUUUUAACUUUAAUUUGAAGUAAAUUCUUUGGUUGUUACAGAAAUUAUCAGAAUUGCAUACUGCAGGUAUUUUUUCUACCUGUCUCUUCUUGGAAAGUUUAUGUCCCCUAAAUUACUAUUUAAUAAGUAAGUUAUGUCUUUAAUCAUUUAAGACUGUUGCACAGUUGUAGAGCAUUGAUGCAUGGGUGUCUUGCACUAUUAAUGGAGCAAGAAAUGAACUUUUGUUAUUGAGCAUUGGAGCAUUGUAAUAUUAUUUCAGAGUAUUCCACAAGUUCUUUUCCUAAAGGUCUAUACAUGAACUGCAGAACAUUGUGCAAGCAAUUCAGAGUCUGCUUAUUGGUUGUAAACCAAUGACUUCCACAUACAUGUACAUUUGUAUAGAACUGCUGCCUUGUUAUGUAUAUAAUAAAGUACAAAAUAAUAUUAGAUAUUUUUCUGAAUGCAUUUGUGGCAUGCCUGGAAAUUUUCUCCACAAACUAAGAUGGAUUGACUCAAUUAUAGCCUGGACUUGUCCAAAGUUUUUUCUUGGCCUGAACUUAUACAGGUACAUUUGGUGCAGAAACUCUUGCAUAGUGUGCUUAAAAGUAAAAAAAGACUUCCAUUGACGAAGUGAGUAAUGACUAAACAUCUCCACCAAAAAAUGUCAUUUACAAAUCAAACUUGGGUUUGCGAAUUUUUUUUUUUUUCAGUCAAGCAAUAUUAUUGACUUAGAACUAGUCUUUGAGUGGUCCCUCGUUCAUCUCAGACACAUGAAUGUAAAGUGAAGAAAACAAGUGCGAGGCAGACUACAUGUAUGGAGAAAUAGACUGCUUGCAGUCUUUGACAUACGCUGAAGAUAAGCAAGAAGUAAACUAUAUUAUACAUGUAUUCCACUGUCAAAUUAAAUAAGAAAGCUAUGUCUGGCUUA
Molecule: messenger RNA, 2001 nt
Organism: Orbicella faveolata
Lineage: Eukaryota; Metazoa; Cnidaria; Anthozoa; Scleractinia; Merulinidae
Source: RefSeq, a predicted model, not a curated record